Molecule: messenger RNA, 1247 nt
Organism: Gossypium arboreum
Lineage: Eukaryota; Viridiplantae; Streptophyta; Magnoliopsida; Malvales; Malvaceae
Product: chlorophyll a-b binding protein CP26, chloroplastic-like
Exons: 6
Coding region: 64-1062 (332 amino acids)
Biological process (GO): response to light stimulus; photosynthesis, light harvesting in photosystem I
Cellular component (GO): plastoglobule; chloroplast thylakoid membrane
Source: RefSeq, a predicted model, not a curated record
CACUUAUCCAAACAAGAGGUAGCAAUCUAGAAGGAGCAGAGGCCUUCGUUCCACGUCAGCACCAUGAUCUGCCACACCACCAUGGACCCUCCUAUCAGAUUUCUCAUGAGCCAGCCUAUGGAAACAUCCACGUCCACCUUAAUUAUAGUAUCCAUUUCAUCUUCCCUUCCCUACUCCGCCAACAUGGCCCCAUUAGCUCCUUCCCUCGCCAAAUCUGAAAUGCUAGGUAACCCACUGAAUUUCAGUGUUUGGGCCAAGUCAUCAGCUCCCACACCCUCAAGCUCUGCCACAUUCAAGACCGUGGCUCUUUUCUCCAAUAAGAAGGCUGCACCUCCUCCCAAGUCCAAGGUUGCUUCUGUCUCCCCAGCCAAUGAAGAGCUCGCUAAGUGGUAUGGUCCCUACAGAAGGAUUUUCUUGCCGGAAGGGCUGUUAGACAGAUCAGAGAUCCCUGAGUACUUGACUGGAGAAGUCCCCGGAGACUAUGGAUACGAUCCUUUUGGCCUGAGCAAAAAGCCAGAAGACCUUGCCAAAUAUCAAGCAUUUGAACUGAUACAUGCAAGGUGGGCGAUGCUUGGUGCAGCUGGAUUCAUCAUCCCAGAAGCCUUUAACAAAUUUGGUGCCAAAUGCGGCCCUGAAGCCGUUUGGUUCAAGGUUUUAGCUUUACUAUUUGGAGCUCUUCUCCUGGAUGGUAACACCUUGAACUACUUCGGCAAGAAUAUCCCUAUCAACCUUAUUGCUGCUGUCAUUGCGGAGAUCGUUCUCGUUGGUGGAGCUGAAUAUUACAGAAUCAUUAAUGGCUUGGAAUUGGAGGACAAGCUUCACCCUGGAGGUCCAUUUGACCCACUUGGGCUGGCCAAGGAUCCUGACCAAGCAGCUCUGCUCAAGGUGAAAGAGAUAAAAAAUGGUAGACUGGCAAUGUUCGCCAUGCUGGGUUUCUACUUCCAAGCCUAUGUCACUGGAGAAGGUCCCGUUGAGAACCUUGCCAAACAUCUCAGUGACCCUUUCGGGAACAACUUGCUCACCGUCAUAGCUGGAACUGCUGAAAGAGCUCCCACCCUCUGAUUUUAAUACUAUAUUUUAUUAUAAUCUGCAACACUACUCGUUGCUUGCGUCUAUUCUAUGCAUCAAUCGCUUGUACAUCCAGCUAAGCUAGCACUUUAAUCUUGAGUAGAGGCUUCAACUUCAAAUUUCAACUGAAUUUAAUUAGAAAAUUUUAAAAAAUAUAUACAAUUUUAAAUAAAAUAAAA